CAAGGAUGUAGAGUUAAACGAUUCGACUGAUUUAGUUAGUAGUGUAAAAUGUAAGAGUGAAUACGGAUGCCAAAUCGAAACGCGGUGUUCCUUAAUCGAGUACGGAUUGCAUAAGAACGAAGACGAAUACGGAAAGGAAUCGAUUAGAAGCAGGGUACCUUUUGACGGAUAUGGUGGUGCAAGGCGAGCCGCCGAUUUGAAAUUUAAAUGUGUACGGGAGACGGAGGAGUGUACGGAUGCCUUCGGGAGGACAAUGGGAGUGCACGUGCGAGUGGUUGUCGUGAUAAGUCUCAUGUUCAUGUUGCUAGCGACGAGUGCAGCCGCGCCGGCGAGAUCUCGCCCAGGACGAAGCGCACACAUCGAGAAAAAUGCGAGAAGUUACCUCGAAACGUUCGGGUACUUAAAAAAAGGUCGUCCGGAAGUUGGAAAUUUAUUGAUGGGAGAUGUCUCGCACUCUUAUGAGGACGAAUUCAGGAUUGCCAUCAAAACUUUACAAGAAUUUGGUGGUAUACCGGUAACAGGAGUCAUAGACCACGAAACUAAAGAACUAAUGAGAAAGAAAAGAUGUGGAAGACCAGACAGAGAGCCAGGCGAUGACGAGAAUGGCAGAAGACGAAAACGAUUUGCAGUUCAGGGAGAGAAGUGGAAACACACCAACUUAACAUGGAGGUAUACAAUGGACGGAGUUUUGCCUAGGUCUGAAUUGUUGAAUAUGGCUUAG
This is a messenger RNA of Melitaea cinxia (Glanville fritillary), 721 nucleotides long. Its product is annotated as matrix metalloproteinase-2-like. NCBI's taxonomy places the organism in Eukaryota, Metazoa, Arthropoda, Insecta, Lepidoptera, Nymphalidae. Gene Ontology annotation, molecular function: metalloendopeptidase activity. The record is from RefSeq and is a predicted model, not a curated record. The coding region runs from base 254 to 721 and encodes 155 amino acids. Gene Ontology annotation, biological process: collagen catabolic process; extracellular matrix organization. The transcript is spliced from 4 exons.